AUGUCAGCACAUAACAUUACCCCAAUCCGCGAGGAUGAGGUCGAGAGUACCACGUCAGCAAUCGCCGACACUCCUUUCAUCAAGGAGGAGGUCCAUGUCAAUAUCAACAUGGCAGCAAAAACCGCUACUCCCGUCGGCGAGGAGGAGGGCAAGACCUCCAGCUCAGCAAGUACCAUGGUUCCUAUCCGUGAGGAGGAGGAGCUCGAUGGUGAAAUGAUGGUUAUCGGCUAUUUCUUCCAAGUCCCAUCUGUAAAAUGGCAUCCUAAGCUCGAGAUGAUGAGCAAAGCUGGUUUGACUCAAGGGCAGUAUGAGCAGAAAGUCUUGGCCCAAGAAUUCGAUAUUCCUGAAGAGGUAGACGAGUUCAUCAGCAUCGACUGCCCAGACAUGCCCUGGGGCGUCAGCCGAACCUUUACAGUCCAGCGCUCCGCUCUCCUGCGCUCUCCUGUUCUGGCCGAUUUCUUUGCAUCUCUCGACUACCUGCCUGGCUGCAAGAUGAACCUCCAUUUCAUGAAUGAUCCUGGCGUCUGCUUUGACGUUAUCCAGACCUAUCUCGAAAACGGUCCCGACUGCUACCCCUUGCGGAGACUGAAGGUCUAUAUCACUCGCCUGACUAAGGACGCUGACCGCUUCAUGGUUCUCAUUCGUCUCUACAAGUUCGCGAUAAAGCUCAAGUUGAUCCACCUUAAGAUUAUGGCCUUCGAAGUGAUUCAUGACUUGGAAUGGGAGAUGUCUGCUGAAUGUUGUCCCAAGAUCGCCCAGUUGGUUUUCGCUCAACAGUCUCCCUACGACGACAAUAUUAAGGCUUGGAUUCUCAAGCACAUCGGCCACUUCCACAAGAAGCUGAGCAGAUCCAAUACAUGGGCUGCGCUCGUGCCUAUCUUGGACCCCGAGCUCGGUCAACACUGGGCUAAUAUGAACAUAUCCGGAAUCCGCGUCCUCUCGAUGAUCGCGGAAGAAGCGACUGACAAGGCUGUUUCUGAUGUACUGGCUCGUUUCUCUUCGCCUGCUAAGAAUAGCGCUGUAUCCGCUAUCGAAGGCCCACCCAUGUCUACUUCACCGACCAAGUCUGAAGCAUCUACUCAGACUGAUGACUCCUCUCUCACUGAAGUCCCCAAUAAGACUGAGCCAUCUACCUCACAAAAGGUAGGGGUGGAGAAGACCAAUGACGCCGCGCCCAAGGGAAGGAAGCAUAGAAGAUCGGGGUCCACGAUGAACAACAACCAAUUCAUCAUUGGUAUGCACAAGGAAUGGGUUGUCACCUGCACUCCUACCAAGCGUUCUAAGCUGAGCCCAACCUCCACCAAGUCCGCGUUCCCCACCAUGUCCAAGUCAGAAGUCGAGAAGACCAGCGCGGAGAUCUCUCAUGCACAGAACUCCGAGCGAUCGCCGCCCACCAUCACUGUCUCCCAAUACGAGAAAGGAGCAUCCGCGGGAUCAAAGCGCAAGACGGCACCCGCCAUCAAGUCAGUCGAGCAAUACAACGAAGACCUACGCAAGCAGCAGGAGCUAGAAGAUAACGAGUGGGAGGACGAAGAAGAGGAAGCCGCGAUCCUAGAAGCCAUCCGCUCCUUCGGAGCCACGCCGCGCGACGAUUCCAAAGCCCGUGAAGUCCUGGGUCUUCCCGAGCGCCGCGCUAGCAUCCACGCUGCUCCUCGCCCAUACGAUGAGAACGCCAAGGCGCGUCGUGUCUUGGGCAUCAACGACGAUAGCGGAGGGUACAUUGCUGGGCGGAAGGAAACUCGGAUGAUGAGGGUCAAGAAGAGCUUGACCAAGUUCAACGACUUGCUCAACCCUUGA
Molecule: messenger RNA, 1797 nt
Organism: Letharia lupina
Lineage: Eukaryota; Fungi; Ascomycota; Lecanoromycetes; Lecanorales; Parmeliaceae
Exons: 2
Coding region: 1-1797 (598 amino acids)
Source: RefSeq, a predicted model, not a curated record